Messenger RNA from Rubroshorea leprosula, 2887 nucleotides. NCBI's taxonomy places the organism in Eukaryota, Viridiplantae, Streptophyta, Magnoliopsida, Malvales, Dipterocarpaceae. The record is from the annotation of a GenBank genome assembly.
ACCGUUUCUUUUUCCAUUUUCACUUUUGAGUUUACUUGAAAUCUUCUGAAACUCUCUGAAGCGAGGCAACUCCGAUCUUGAAGAACAGAACAUCGAACCAGCUUCACGUCAUUUUCAGGUAAAAUGGUUUCAUUGAGAGAACUUACAGAGCAACGAGGUAACCAGGGCAGAGAGGGAGAAGAGGAAGGGGUUUUGUCAGUGGAGCCUAUCACGAUGAUAGUGCCGCCUGAGUUGCAGGACUCGCCGGAAUCGAUGGCGCCUGAGAGAAGCACCAGUUCGAGUGCGAGGGAUGAUGGUGGCGACCAUGCUACUGCGUCGUCUAGCAGCUCGUCUACUAAAAAGACACCCAGCCGUGAAGAAGGGAUGGGGGAUGUGGUGAGCAGUGUCUCAGAUCGGCCGGUGAUUGGGGAAUGGGAAGGCGUGACAAUCCCGAGCAGGUUGAGUAACCUACGAAAAGCACCGAAGGGCCUGCCCGCUGGAUUCAGGUUCAAGGCUGCACUUCAUCACGAAGUAGCAGAUUGUGCGCCCUCUAUAAGUGGGUAUAAACGACUGGAGGAGAUGGUGAGGGCGUACCACAUCCCCAAGACCAUAUUGUUGCGGACUGGCGGGCAGAACGAAAGGGCUUGCACAGUGUCGCAAACGGGCUGGAUCCCCGUAUAUGUGGACCACUUUGACGCCGGCCUGCGGUUUCCCCUGCCCGGAUUGGUGUUCGACCUGCUGGCGGAUUACGAGCUGGCGUUGACGCAGCUGACGCCCAACAGCAUAAGGUUCAUUAUUGGCUUUAUGCUGUUGUGUGAGCGAUUAGAGGUACCUGCCAAGGCGAUCGUGUUCAAGUCGCUGUUUCAAUGCCGGCUGUGUCCUAACUCCCAAGGCGCGAAGUGGUACUACCUCUCCGGGAGAGACAAAAGCCAGUUGUUCAAAACUGUCAGGAACAAAGUGGCGAGGUGGAAGAGGCAAUUCAUAUUUGUUCGCGACACGCGAACAGAGAGGAUAAGCAACGACCUCGCUGCCCGGCUGUCAGAAUGGCGCACGCCAAACGCCCACAUCAACUACCCACAGCUGUUACCCCGGGAUGUAGAUCUGAAGAACCAGCUGCUUGAGUAUGCGAAGAGGGAGGGUCUGAUAGAUCUAGAAGCCCUGGUUACCUUGGAGCAGCUCACCGUGUUCGGGUUUGUCGACGUGGCAAACCUGUUCACAGAAGGUAUACUUUUAUUAAAUGGUACUAAUUCUAGCCGGGCUGAGUCUUAUGCGUUUUUUUGUGCAGGAGAGAUGAGCAGCAUCUUGGAACGCCAACGUCAGCGAGCCCAGAGCUCACGAGGUCGCAGGGCGAGCAGUGGGCAACCCAAGCAAAUGCGGUUCGACGAGCGGCCACCCCCAGCGCCUCAAUCACGCGGCUCGUCACACCGGGGAUCCAGCUCGAUGUCGCGACCACGAGUAGAUCAGAGAGCUGAGGUUGCAGCUCCGAAUGCACGUAGGCGUGCACGGGAGGGGAUCGAGAGCGAGGAAGAUGAGAUUCCCCUUACUCGACGCAGAACAAGCGGGGGGACUCAGCCCGCACAGGCGGCUCGUCCUGCAACGGUGCGUUCCUCAAACACACCAUCAGCGACCGCGCGGGCAACGACAGAGCCUGCCUUUGCAUCAGCUUCGAUGGCGGGCCCCAGGAUUGCUUAUCCUGAGGGCUUUAGCUAUGUGCGGGCGGAGUGCCAGCCCGCCAUGGUGCAAGGGAUGCACAACUUUGUGCCGCCCAUGGAUAGUAAGCGCGCAAAGGCCUUUGUACAACAGCAUGGCGGGCAGGUCGCCAUGAUCAAACUAAUGGAUGCAUUCAGCUACGCUGUAGCACUAUACAAGAGCGAGCAGGGGGCUCGUACAAAGAACAAUGAGCUCGGUUCCAAGUGCAAACAGCUGGCUGCGGAAAAGGCUAGCCUUGUGGACGAUGUGAAUCGUCUGCAAGGCUCCGAAAUGGCGAACCGAGCUGCGGCUGCAGAGAGCCGGGCAGAUGAGCUCGCCAACAUAAACAACGAGCUCAGGGAGGAACUAGAGCGCGCCCGCGCUGAAAGGGAGAGCGGGAUCCAGGCAACCAAGGAGGAAGCCGUCCAGGUUGAAGAACGGGCGAAGAAGGCCGAGGCCGACCGGGACCGCACUCAGCAUGACCUGAACUCCUUAAGGAAUCAGGUCGCUAAAGCUGUCUGGAACCUGAACGCAGCUGAAGAGGCCUUGAAUGAGCUGAAGGCCACUCACGGGCGCUCUAUCUCCAUGGCGCGCGCUCAGGGCGCAAAAUGGCUGGUGGGUUCGGCCGCGUUCCAAGACGCAGUGGCGGUGGCGUCUGCAAAUGUAACCACGGAGAUCUACAAUGAGAUUCGUGGGAAGGUGCUGCACCACCACCCAGAUUUUCCAAUCCGCGAGUUGGUGUUCUUUAACGAGGAGGAGCUUGACGAGCAGGGUAAUAGCCUUACUCCCCUCACUGACACAACUGUGAGGUUGAGAUGGGAUUUGAACGAGGAGGGUGUGCCCGUCUGGCCGCCGUUCGUGCUAGAGGACGGGGAGGAUCCAGCAAGGCUGCCCUCGUUUGACGCGUGGGUCGAAGGUGCUCCUGUUGUUGAGCAGGAGCCGUCAAGCACGCCCCCCAACUCUCAGCCCGUUGUGGCGCUAGCCAGCUCGCCCGUCAGCGCACCAGCCCCUGAGCUCGCAGCCCAGUCUCCUCCAGCUCGCUCUCCUGCAGCUGUUGCUAAUGCAUCCAUGCCCGUCGAUCUGACGGAUGACUAGACUUAGGGUUUUUUCUUUUUGACUUUUGUAUUUUUGUUUUGGCAUUUUUGUAUUUGAUCAAUAGAUUCAUAUCAUAUGUACUUCCAAUGUAACAUCGUUGAUGAAAUACAAAAAUGAAUUUUCC